Molecule: messenger RNA, 1636 nt
Organism: Paramacrobiotus metropolitanus
Lineage: Eukaryota; Metazoa; Tardigrada; Eutardigrada; Parachela; Macrobiotidae
Exons: 6
Coding region: 129-1388 (419 amino acids)
Source: RefSeq, a predicted model, not a curated record
CAAUCAAAUUGCGCUCUCCGUACACAGCAUGUACGGAAAACACAUAUAAAAGUUGUUCUUGUUAAUCGAGGAAAAUUAGGUAGUAUUGGACUAAUCAUUCUUGAAUCAAUUUCGUGCGACCAUUCGCAAUGUGGCUUGCUUUCGGAAUCCUCGCUAUUUGUGCGGCUGUCGUAUCAGCAGUUGCUAUACCAAACAGUAAGUGUGAAAAACCGCUGCGCUAUGACAGUGAAUUGAUGGAAGAAGAAAAUGGUGACACCGAACUGUUGCCGCUGCCAGAAGCGGAAACGACGAGCGUUCAGGACGAACCGCUUUGGCUCAACAACAAUGCAUCCAAUGAGAGGAAAAAGAAACAAGUUGCACAGUUUGAAGAUCAGGAAACCGCCGCGACCCGCACUGCAGAGCUAAGCAGAACUGGGAAGCCAGCGGAAAAUAAUACAACGAGCAAUGUGACGGAACACACAGUGAUUGUUCCAACCUCAGAGGUGAAAUCGCCUAGGCAGCCGGCCAACGCUGCAAUUGGCAAAAACGAAACACUGAAUCAGCAGUGGGGCAAUGGCAGCGUGAUACUACGAGCCGGUCAAUUCCUUGCGGCUAACACAAGCUACUAUUCUCCAUCACGAACGUACCGAUUAAUCCUGCAGACCGACCAGAAUCUAGUCCUGUACCGGAAAUGCGAUGGGCGUGCGGUGUGGGCCUCGGAGACGGUUGGACUGCCUCCGCUACGCGCCGUACUGAAUAGUGAUGGACAUUUUGUCCUCGGGUCAUGGGGCAAUAACAGCGACCAUCUCGAGAGAUCCUACUGGUCCACCGAAACCUGGGGGUAUGGCGAAUCGAGACUCCUGCUGUCGGAUCAGGGCUACUUCUACCUCUGUAACGAUGAGAAAGGAUGCUACUGGCGCUCCUCACGGUCCACGGGCACUGAAAGUUGGCAGUGUGGUGGGUGGGUCAGCAUUGUUCCAGCAGAAUCGCUCCAUUACCGAGUGAUAGUCAAAGUGGGAAAUGAUAUGGAAUUAAAUAUUUCACACGACUCUCCUAAUAGAAAAUUUAGCUUGGCAUUAUCCCGUUACAACAAACAGCAACUGGUGGUGUGGCGCGGACAGGAUAGUCGAAUUACUUUUAAGGCUGCCGCACAGAAAAACAUUAGCCACAUUCGACUGCAGGAAGACGGGAAUCUCGUCAUAUACAGCUUGGAAAAUCAGCCGCUGUGGUCCUCCAUAACGAACGCACCGAACUACGAGUACGAAAAUCCCGAGUUGCGGCUGUACGAUGAUGGUUUCCUCUAUCUGUGUGACAACCGCGGAUGUUAUUGGCAGUCAAGCGGAUUUCUUGAUGUUGUAAACGCGAACAUUGAUAAACGCUUAAGUUUUCUGCUCAGAAAUAUUGGAUAGCACUGAAACCAAAUUAUAAAAGAAUAUUAUUGGCGAAAAACAUGAUUUCGUGUCUUGUGCCUGUUUCUGUCUUGGUUUUAUUUCAGCAAAUCUAGUUUACGAAGUCUGUGCUUUUUUGCAACGUCGAUCGUUAUUGUAACUAAGUAAAGAUUGAUUGGUUGUUUUUACAAUUCAAUCUAUUUUUUUGCGCGGUGAUGUUUGAUGGAGUCCAGGAAGAUAUGGCACUAUUAAAAGCCGCUUGUAUCUUG